Molecule: messenger RNA, 2141 nt
Organism: Schizosaccharomyces japonicus yFS275
Lineage: Eukaryota; Fungi; Ascomycota; Schizosaccharomycetes; Schizosaccharomycetales; Schizosaccharomycetaceae
Exons: 1
Coding region: 94-1506 (470 amino acids)
Source: RefSeq, a predicted model, not a curated record
AGUUGUUUGUUUACUUGUUUGUGUCUCUAUCGGUUUGCCUUUAUUACUUGUUUACUUUAAUUAUAUAUUUGUUUAUAUGUCAACAUUUCAUUUAUGCAUUUGAAAAAAAAACCCUUAGCUUUAUGGACUUCAAUGGAUUCCACUACAACAGUAUUAUCUUCAGAGAGCAGCAAGAAAGAGCACAGAUACUCUCCAUUGCGGUGGGUUCGUCGUUUGCUUAAUUCUUGUUUCAGGAAAAGCUAUCUUCAAGAUGACAAUGUUAGCCUUCUGGCUCGACCAUGGUCUAUACCAAGCAAUCAAGAGAUCCACAUGCCUUCUACUCCUAGCCUUCCGUCUUGUAUAAGUGUUGUAAUCGUUAAUGAUGAGGAAUAUCCUCCAAAACCGAAUACACCGAACAACCCGUACAAGAUUCUUACGGUACCAAAUCCUAACAAGAUUCGUCACAUUAGCACUUUUUCAGGCAUUCGCGAAAUUACAGGCCGGUCACUAUCCAAUAUAUUAACUUUGCAAGAAAAACGCACAUAUAUGAAUCCUUUCUUGUCCGGAUUUUUCUGCAUCAUUUACGGAAGUGAACGCGUACCAUAUCUUCAUGUGCAGUUUUGUGAUGCAAUCAUGCAUGCAUCUUCUUGUCCAGAGGCUUGCGAGCUUCAAGAUUCGCUAGCAAAGUAUAUGAUGAAACAAGCUGAUCGUGCAUUUCCAGAAGGCUUUGAACAGCUAGCGCUAUACUUGGAGGAAGACAACAUACCACAUCAUAUUUUGUUGCACCAUGUAAUGCUUUUUGACAUUUAUCCAGAGAAAUUAAAAAACAUCGUCUGGAAAGCGGUAAGCAAUUAUAUUCAUCGCAACAUAAGCUGUUAUGGCUACUCAAAAAUUCACUGGGCUGCUGCUGAGCGUCACUUCGGUCACCCACGUUUGCUUCUUGUAAAGCCACAAGACUGUUUUUGCGUUGAUGAUACAAACGAAUGGAUCGCCAUUUGUAACAAACGAUUCCAUUGCAGUAUAUUCGUCGACCACAAUUCGUUUAGUGAACGAAGCGAAACCGAACUUAUCGCUUUCGAAGAACUUGCAGACAUGGCAAAUGAGGCAUGCGAAAUCGGUUGGCUUUGCUUCCUUGCGAGCACAGGUAAUCAGGCUGCUGCAUUCCCCAUCCACGCAUAUUUUCAAUCACUAAACGAAUACAGCGGCAUAACCCUGCCUCAAAGUUUACUUUACCUAAAGCCACAAGACAACAUUCUUUUUCAAGGAAAUGUCGAAUUGGUCGUAAACUACAUUUAUGACACCAUGAUCGAGGAGGCAUUAGAAUGUGAAACAAGGAAGAAAGACGAGAUGCAAACUGUAGAAAAUGAUUUCAAACCACAUAUGAUUGUUUCAAAACCAAUCUGUGUUUUAAGCGAUAUUCUUAAACCAAGACGUCUUCCUUUUCACUCUUUCGAGAACUCGUCGGAGCUGAACGAGACUGCAGGACACCCACAGGCCGUAAAGAUCUCAAAAAGUUUAAAAGACUAGCGUAAGGGGUCGGAUUACUGUAACAAAAGUUUCGUGUAAUAUUUAUACCGAAAGACAAACUUCUCGUGUCUUGGACUAGAAUAUUUGCCUAUUCAUAAGUAAGACUUGCGAUCUCUGGAUUGACGCAGGAAUGACUCAUAAGUGAAAGUCCAGCAGCUUCCUGAGCUGUUUGAAUUGCUUUAUCCACACGGACAUUCUUCAUUAGUAAAGAUAGGCAAACUCCAACAAAUGUAUCACCUGUACCACUGCUAUUCACCGCAUCGGUAAUAAGCUUGGGUGUAGGAUAAUACUUAAUCACAACAUUUCCGGGGGUAACAAGAGAGUUAGGAGACCGGUACAAAUCCAUAAAUGCACUUCUAGAAAAAAGAAGAAUACCGGAUGACCCCAACUUUAAUAAAAUGGUCGGCAAGAAAGGAAGAAGUUUAAUACACUUUUGGAUAGUGCCAUGAUUUGUAAGAUUAGGAAGACCCAAUUUCGUGACAUAGUUGCUAAGCUUUUCGGAAAAGUCACUAGUAAUACCAAACAUGUUCAAACGACUCCACCAGGAGUCCGUGUCAAACAAGCUCGUUUUCUCUACAGCUGAGUAGAUGGCAUCAAGUUCAAGAAGGUUAGGUGUAAUUAUAUCUAUGUUUCCG